Sphaeroforma arctica JP610 is the source of this 280-nucleotide messenger RNA. RefSeq lists its product as hypothetical. The record is from RefSeq and is a predicted model, not a curated record. The transcript has a single exon. Lineage: Eukaryota; Ichthyosporea; Ichthyophonida. The annotation marks the transcript as partial. Gene Ontology annotation, cellular component: mitochondrion. Gene Ontology annotation, molecular function: flavin adenine dinucleotide binding; 3-methylbutanoyl-CoA dehydrogenase activity. Gene Ontology annotation, biological process: L-leucine catabolic process.
AUGCUUUCUAAUUUCGUCAAACUCAGAGGUCUAUCCGUACCAGCACGCAGUGCGCCGUGUGUGGUACAGGCGUGCCGUUCGAUCAUGACGGAUUCACUGUCGCAGCUGACGGAAGAUCAAGUAGCGCUGAGAGACUCUGUGCACAAGUUUGCCAAAGAAGAGUUGGCCCCGUACGCAAAUGAAAUAGACAGAACAAAUAACUUCGACCAGUUGAGGCCUUUUUGGAAGAAACUGGGAGACAUGGGCUUGUUGGGUAUCACAGCUCCGGAGGAGUAUGGAG